UUUUUUUUUUCCUCUCCCUAAUUCCAGUCCAAUCUCACAACAGCAGCAACCAUACCCCUUUUCCUCAUAAUUUUUUGCAUUUUCACAUUCAAUCCUACGAAAAUUAAGGAUCCCUCCUACUGGGUUGAGCCUUUGAGUAGUGAGAAAUUUCCUCAACAACCAGUAGAAAAUUGUCUCGGUACAAUCAGUCGAAGAAUAGGAACAGCAGCUAUCUCUGGCGACCACCUGCAACCUCCCGUGAGCGCCGGCGAGGGCUUUAAUUGACUUCCAGCAGACACGAACAUCAUCUACUUUCCACCAUUUUGCUCUUUAAUUUCAAAGUUGAAUCAAAAGUACAGAAAUGUCUAAGAAAAUGCAUACCGCUAAACGAGGAUCAUCAACAAGUGAUAUGGAUUUGAUGGACCAAAAAAUGGACAUAAAGUCAAUACUGAAAGACAUCGAGUUUUUGGGCUCCUCGCAUAUGACAUGGAAAGAGAGGAAGGAGUUGGAAAACAGGAAGGUAGUUUCUCUUGGUGGAAAGCCUUCAAAGAAGCAGAGAUUACCACUAAGUGUAGCACGGGUGAUGAUGAAGAAACAAAAGGAAAGAGAGCAGAAAAAUCUACAUGAGAGUUCAAUUCUUGGACAUUUUGGAGGAAAUUUUGGCGGUGGCAAUAAAAAGGUCGCUGACAAGCGCAAGGCUGAGGACAGAGUGCUGAAGUCUACUGAAGGUCGUUUCAGAAACGGUGUGCUGGACGUGAAACAUUUAUUGAAACCUGUUGCCUCUAGUGACACUGUUAAGGACACACCUACAGUCGAUAAAUGGAACAAGAGAAAGGGUGGUAAAAAGAACCAAGGCAAGAAGAAAGGUGGUGGGAAGAAACGCCACUGAACAUUAAAAACCUGGGAAAUAUCUAGGUCAGGAAGCUCUUUUUUAUUUUUCAUUUUAUUCUGAGCUUCCUCCAAUACUUGAACGAGUGCUCAAGAAUGCCGAAGACUCUCAAAUAGUCUCCAUGUAAUAGAUAUAGAACUGCUGAGCUCUAUCCGGAAAGUUGGUGUACUUGUGCUCUUUCCUUAAUUGUUGUGAUGCACCAGACACAGCAUUGUCUUGCUGAACUCCUAUGUUCUUCCUGGGAUACCUAUGAAGAACAGAUGCAUUUUCAGGGAGUUGUAUCCAGACCAUAUUUGCUUCAUAUAUCAAAUACCCUGAAAUUUAUCAGCACUA
Molecule: messenger RNA, 1201 nt
Organism: Cornus florida
Lineage: Eukaryota; Viridiplantae; Streptophyta; Magnoliopsida; Cornales; Cornaceae
Exons: 6
Coding region: 341-868 (175 amino acids)
Biological process (GO): maturation of SSU-rRNA from tricistronic rRNA transcript (SSU-rRNA, 5.8S rRNA, LSU-rRNA)
Cellular component (GO): nucleolus
Source: RefSeq, a predicted model, not a curated record